Messenger RNA from Oppia nitens, 1413 nucleotides. Its product is annotated as putative serine protease K12H4.7. Gene Ontology annotation, biological process: proteolysis. Gene Ontology annotation, molecular function: dipeptidyl-peptidase activity; serine-type exopeptidase activity. The transcript has 4 exons. The record is from RefSeq and is a predicted model, not a curated record. The coding region runs from base 43 to 1413 and encodes 456 amino acids. NCBI's taxonomy places the organism in Eukaryota, Metazoa, Arthropoda, Arachnida, Sarcoptiformes, Oppiidae.
GUAGGUAAAAAAUAUACAACAAAGCAUAAACAAUAUGCCAAUAUGUAUGGCAUGUUUCGGCCACCCGUUUCCGACAAUCAUGUCAACACAUUACCAGAAAAAUGGUUUGACCAACGAGUCGAUCACUUUAACACUAGCGAUACCCGUACUUUCAAACAGCGAUACUUUAUAAACAAUAAAUAUUACAAAACUGGUGGACCAGUAUUUCUUUAUCUGGACGGAGAAUCCGAGGCCAUGGACUUUAUUAUAACAGAUGGUGCCGUUGCCAAGUAUGCCGAACAGUUCAAUGCAUUGGCCAUUGAUCUGGAGCACCGUUAUUACGGUAAAUCGGUUCCGACUGUGGAUCUAUCGGUUGAUAAUCUACGCUAUCUGUCCAGCGAACAGGCGCUCAAAGAUAUUGAACAGUUUAUCCUAAAACUAACCGAUAGUUUAUCGCUGGCCAAUAGUAAAUGGAUAGCAUUUGGCGGAUCGUAUGCGGGAAAUCUAGCCGCUUGGCUUCGGGAGAAAUACCCGCACGCAGUGGCCGGUUCGGUGGCCAGUAGUGCACCGGUUGAGGAUCGCUUUGAAUUCAGUAGAUAUUUUGGUGUUGUUAGCCAAGUAUUGGGCACCGACUGUACCAAUCAUAUCAGAGAUGCUGUCCAUCAAUUAGAGGAUCAGUUAAAGACACCGGAGGGCUGGCUAGUCAUCAGCAAACAGUUCAAUCUGUGUACACCAUUGAACGGUACAGACCAGCCGUCGGUUCAACUAAUGUGGUUUAAUCUGAUUAUGCCGUUUGCUGUGGCCGCCCAACACAAUGGUAAACCCGGUGUAAUCGGUGUACAACAGGUAUGCAAAGUGAUGGCCAACGAUGGUAUGGAUGAUAGGUCGUCCACACCAUUGCGGAGAUGGUCAAAAUUGCACAAACAGUUUAGCAAAGAUGAAUGUCUGGCCUAUGAUUAUGGAGAAGCAAUUAAAGCCUAUAAAAACAUUUCAAAGACAUCACCAGUGGUUCAAAUCGGAUCCCGACAAUGGACUUAUCAAACGUGCCAUGAGUUUGGCUACUUUCAGACGACUGGCCUCGAGGACAGUCCGUUCGGAUAUCGUUCAGUACCGGUUGAAUACUAUCUUAAACAGUGUGUCGACAUAUUUGGCAAACAAUUUACCCCACAGUUCAUCCAGAAAGCUGUCCAAACGACUAACACCUAUUACGGAGGUUUCCGACCUAACGUCACAAACGUUGCCUUUCCUAACGGUUCACUGGAUCCGUGGCACGCAUUGGGUGUAUUGGAGGACCUGAACAACAGUACCCGAGCUGUCUAUAUAAACGGUUCGUCCCAUUGUCUGGAUUUGUUUCCACCGCAAACCACUGACCCCCAGGAGCUGACCGAUGCCCGGAAAACAAUUGCAAAACAGUUGCAAUUGUUUUUGCAAUAA